Hippopotamus amphibius kiboko is the source of this 930-nucleotide messenger RNA. RefSeq names its product olfactory receptor 8S1-like. NCBI's taxonomy places the organism in Eukaryota, Metazoa, Chordata, Mammalia, Artiodactyla, Hippopotamidae. Gene Ontology annotation, molecular function: G protein-coupled receptor activity; olfactory receptor activity. The record is from RefSeq and is a predicted model, not a curated record. Gene Ontology annotation, biological process: G protein-coupled receptor signaling pathway. Bases 1 to 930 code for a protein of 309 amino acids. The transcript has a single exon. Gene Ontology annotation, cellular component: membrane.
AUGGCUUUGGGAAACCACACCACCAUCACUGAGUUCAUUCUUCUUGGACUGUCUGCCAGCGCCUUUGUCCAGGCUCUAUCCUUUGUGCUGUUCCUAGUAAUUUAUCUCCUGACCCUGCUGGGGAACUUGGCAAUGAUGCUGGUGAUCAGGACUGAUUCUCACCUACACACUCCCAUGUACUUCUUCCUCAGUCACCUUUCUUUUCUGGAUAUUUGCUUCUCUUCCACCACAGUACCCAAGAUGCUGGAGAUUCUCCUGUCUCAGAAGAAAACAAUCUCUGUGGGGGCCUGCCUAGCGCAAGUCUUCUUUGUGUUUGACUUGGGGGGCACUGAAGCCUGCCUUCUCUCAGUGAUGGCCUAUGACCGCUAUGCUGCCAUCUGCCACCCUCUGCUCUAUGGCCAGAAGAUGAGCAACCAGCUCUGUAAAGGACUGGUGUGGGGCUCCUGGAGCUUGGGUUUUCUGGAUGCAUUUAUCAACAUCCUUCUAGCUAUGGACUUAGACUUCUGUAGGGAUCAGUCCAUCCCCCACUACAGCUGUGAGCUGCCCUCUCUCUUUCCCCUUUCCUGCUCUGAUGUCUCCAUCAAUCUUACUGUUCUGCUCUCCUCUGGUCUCCUGCAUGGGCUUGGAACCUGUUUCCUGAUCAUAUUGUCCUACACUUUCAUUGUCUCCACCAUCCUGAGUAUCAGCUCCUCCUCAGAUAGAAUCAAGGCCUUCUCCACCUGUUCCUCCCAUCUCACUGCAGUGUUCCUGUUUUAUGGUUCAGCUUUCCUUCGCUAUAUCAUGCCAACCUCUGGCUCACCACUGGAGUUGAUCUUCUCUGUACAAUACAGUGUGAUCACCCCCUUAAUGAAUCCCAUCAUCUAUAGCUUGAAGAACAAUGAAGUGAAAGCAGCUAUGAGAAGGACCUUUAGAAAAUAUCUCCAGUGUUAG